UAAAAGCCGUCCCCGACCACCAGACUCGGGAAUUCCUCCGGCGAUCCCUCCCUUCGACGGCCGUCUCCUUCUCCGUGCGCCCAGGAGAUCCUCCAGCUUGCAGAGAACACCUAAUUGCUCCGAAAUGGAUAGAGGGCAGAACGGGAGGGACGACUUCUUCGGUGGCAGGGACCCAUUUUCUGGGUUUGGUGGUUUUGGUCCCCAGAGGAGUUUGAUUUCUGGCUUCUUUGGAGGGAGGGAUCCAUUUGAUGAUCCAUUCUUCACGCAGCCAUUCGAGGGUCGGAUGAUGGGUGGCCAUGGCAUGUUUGGACCUAGCCUUUUUGGGCCGAUGGGAGGGCCGUUCGGUGACAUGAGGAACGAUGGAUUCAUCCAGCAAGCUCCUCCUAAGAGUAAUGGCAGAAGACCUGUCAUAACAGAGCUUGAUGAGGAGGGAGGAGAAAACGCGGAGCACGGUAACGAGCAGUCAAACCAGGAUUCUUAUGUUCAGGAGCCAGAUGAUGCAAGUGAUGUGAUGGAAGGUGGUCAAGUCCAGCUACGGAGGGAUCUCAAUAGGGCUAAUAGUGGAGGGCAAUCACAAGCUCGUACUUUCACAUAUCAGAGCUCUUCAGUGACCUAUGGUGGUAUUAAUGGAGCUUAUUACACUGCUUCAAAGACUCGGCGGACUGGCAGUGAUGGGAUCACUGUGGAAGAAAGCAAGGAAGCAGAUACAACAACUAAAGAGGCCACUCAUAGAAUAUCACGAGGAAUACAUGAUAAGGGCCACUCCCUGACAAGGAAACUGAAGUCAGAUGGGAAGGUUGACAGUACACAGAUACUGCAUAACCUGAAUGAAGAUGAACUAGCUGGAUUUGAGGAAUCAUGGAAGGGGAAUGCUGGACAUCACUUGCCUGGCUGGAAUCAAAAUGCUGGUGCACCAAAUAGUGAUAAUUCUGUUCCGCACCGGUUGGUGCACUGCAGGUAACCGUAGCUCCAGCGGACGUGACCGGCGAUCUGCGUGGGGCUGGGCGCUUCCCGGAACAGAGCAAGGCCGUGAUCCGAGGC
Messenger RNA from Panicum hallii, 1041 nucleotides. RefSeq lists its product as uncharacterized. Lineage: Eukaryota; Viridiplantae; Streptophyta; Magnoliopsida; Poales; Poaceae. The record is from RefSeq and is a predicted model, not a curated record. Bases 125 to 961 code for a protein of 278 amino acids. The transcript is spliced from 7 exons.